AUGUCGAAGGAAGCCCGUCGCAUUACCAGAGAUCUGACUCGCGGUUCUCCAGGUGAUCAAGCCAUAUUCUCGAAUACCAAGACUGCAGAACAAAAGACGCUGGCGAAACGCAAGAGUCAAUAUUACGGAGAGGUGUUUGCAAAUCGAGAACCAAUUGCUUCUGCUCGUGAACGAAUUCAAGAUGAAUUCACUAUUAUCACCGACCUCUCCUCCUUCCUCUCAACUCGCUUUCAACGUCCCGAAAACUCAAUCAUUGUCUCCUUGUCACAUUCAUGCUGCAUGCUAUACGGUGGAAAUUUCGAUCCUGCCUACACUCUGACCAUCACUGCCUUGACCUCACAACUACAACCUGUCACGAAUAAGCGUAAUGCAGCUCUGCUAGCGAAACACAUGGAAGAAAGCUUAGGUGUCGAGUCUAAGCGUGGUGUUAUCAAGUUCGUUGCCACGCCAGAGGAAAAUUUGGCAGUGGAUGGCAAGACGAUUGCUGGGGAGAUCGAGGAACUCGAGAAAGCGACGGCGGAUCACAACUCGAGCCUUCAGCGAAGCUUAUCCCGUGGCACUAACAGCAAGCGCAGACAAAGCAUGAAGUCUCUGCGAGGCAUCAAAACUUCCAGUCAACUACCCACCCACAACGAAUCAAUGGUCUCACUUCCAUCUACUUACGAACAAAAUCCUCCUAUGCCAGCCAUGCCAUCAGAGAAAAGCACAAUGGAUAAGCGAGCUGAGAAAGCACAAAGAAUUGGACGAAGGAAGAGCUUUAUGGCCACCAUAUUUGGCAAGUAA
Messenger RNA from Mollisia scopiformis, 783 nucleotides. Its product is annotated as Tautomerase/MIF. The transcript is spliced from 2 exons. Gene Ontology annotation, molecular function: phenylpyruvate tautomerase activity. Lineage: Eukaryota; Fungi; Ascomycota; Leotiomycetes; Helotiales; Mollisiaceae. The coding region runs from base 1 to 783 and encodes 260 amino acids. The record is from RefSeq and is a predicted model, not a curated record.